CCUAAAACCCUAUAACCAAUGAGGAACCCCGCUACUUCAUUAAAGUCGUUUACAGCGGUUCGGCCCGUGCCGAAUAGUUUCUAUCGAAUAGUAUGAAUAAUAAGGGUUUAAUUAGGUAAUAAACAUGUCGUGAUCUCGGAAUCUUUUCAGCUCGCCACUUUAACUUUCCCCAACCAUCCAGAUUCCAGAAACCCCCAUUCAUACUGUCCUUUGAUAUUAUGAAUCACUGUCUUAACAUUCUGAUAUACCUAGUACAUAAGCAGCCACAUUUCCUUUUUCAUUAAGUUAACAUAUUACUACGCUAUCAACUAAAACCUUGACUCUUCCAAGUUAUUCUAAAGUCUGAGGCAACCAAAGAUCGCCAAAGAGAGCACGCUUUCGUCCAUCAGAUAUUAUCAUAUCGCAUCAAACCGAACCAAACCAAGCUAACCCAAAAUGAGCGGUGAUAACCUCCACCACAUCAACUCGCUCGCCGAGCUUCAAUCGCUCUUCGCCUCGACCACAUACGUCGUCGUGGACUUUUACGCGGACUGGUGCGGGCCGUGCAAGGCCAUCGCGCCGCACUACGAGACCUUAGCCAAGCAGCACUCGGCGCCGGGCAUCCUAGCCUUCGCUAAGGUCAACGUGGACCAUGCACAGGAUGCGGCGCGCGCUCACAGCGUCUCCGCCAUGCCCACCUUCAUGUUCUUCAAGGAGGGUCGCCAGGUCGCCGUCAACGGACAACCCAUGAUCCGCGGUGCAGACCCCCGCGCGCUUUCGGCUGCCGCUGAGAAGCUAAGCGGGCUGGCGAAGAAGCGGAUGGCUGCUGCGUAAUCUGCUGCGCGAGGGGAAGAAAGACCGGAGAGGGCGAGGGUGGAAUGGAUGAUUCGGAAUUCAUUAAAUGGGACGUGUUGCUGAUUGGC
This is a messenger RNA of Annulohypoxylon maeteangense, 902 nucleotides long. RefSeq names its product thioredoxin domain-containing protein. Lineage: Eukaryota; Fungi; Ascomycota; Sordariomycetes; Xylariales; Hypoxylaceae. The record is from RefSeq and is a predicted model, not a curated record. Bases 436 to 813 code for a protein of 125 amino acids. The transcript has a single exon.